GAUCGAUUUAGUUAAUGUACGUGCCUAGACGUUUCUGUAAAACCGUAUAAUGUAACUGCUUUGUAUGAACUCUACUUGAUGGCCGAACUCUGUUCAUCGCGGGCAAUCAGACGUUUUCAACAUUAACUAGCACGUGAGGUAGUAACAUAAUAAAAGGCGCGGCGGAAUUUUGGGACCUUAUUAACUAGUGACGCAGCUGUUAACAGAGUUUUCAUUGCAGCCAGUUAGGCGGGAGUGGAGGUGGUUCCCUACUUAACAUAAGUGACGUUAAGAUAUAUGCUUACCUCUGCGUUGAAGCAUAUUGUCCCAGUCCCAGGUGAUGGUUAGCUAGCAAGUUGGCUAGUAAGCUGAGAGUCUUACCCCAGACCAUAUGCCACUGUUCUCUCUGCUAAUGUGCCAUAUGUUCGCGCAUCAAGACGAGCGUCGAUUAGUGUGAAAAUGGGAUUAACUAACGGUUGCCUGCUUAACUACCUUCGUUAGCUAGCUGUGUGUUUAUUAUGCUCUCCGGCUGAUAAGAGAUUGCCAGCGUUGGACUGUCAUUUGACUUCAAUUAAAGUCUGAAACGUCACAACUCAUCACUUUGGGUGACGCCUUGAUGGAAGUAAGCCAGAUUCUGGUGUACAUCUGGAGUGGAGCGCACCCAUGGUCAGUCACAUUGGGAACACAGUAAAGCUGCUAUGCCAUGGAAGGUACCUUGUCAAGACCACUCUCUUCAGUAUCCCAGGGGACCGAUGGAGGAGUUAGCCCCAUAUGCAACCAUGCAGAGUCACACCUCAACGCAGACCAGGCGCUGCAGGUGGUGCCAAAGCGAUCAGAGAGCCCCAGUGUGACGGAGGAGACCGUCUUCAUUCCACAUUCUGUGACCUCGGUGGACGCUUGUACCAACACCGACCCACCAGACAAAUGUUGCGAAAGACUGCAGAUGAUAUGCCCCCCCAGGGGCAUCAUCGCUGCCCUCAUAACCAAAGUGACCAUGGCUGCUGUGCUUUUUGGGGUGGUUUGGUCCAUCACCGUAAAGGAGUGUGAGCCAGGGGGCAACCUGUUUGGCAUUGUCGUGCUCUUCAUCUGCGCCGUCAUAGCUGGCAGAGUAAUGGGGCUCAUCCGUCUCCCUAAACUACCUCCCUUACCACCUCUAUUGGGCAUGCUGCUAGCAGGCAUCCUCCUCAGGAACAUCCCUGUGGUCACUGACGCUGUCCAAAUCGACAAAGAAUGGUCAUCCUCGCUGAGGACAAUCGCGCUCGCUGUCAUUCUGGCCAGAGCUGGGCUGGGGCUGGAUUCAUCAGCUCUGAAGAAGCUGAAGGGUGUGUGUGUGCGGGUGGCCAUGGGACCCUGCCUGAUCGAGGCCAGCACUGUAGCUGUGGCCUCACACUUCAUUAUGGGACUGCCCUGGGUCUGGGGCUUUAUACUAGGGUUUGUUUUGGGAGCCGUUUCUCCUGCGGUGGUGGUGCCUUCCAUGCUGGUACUGGCAAAAGAGGGCUACGGCGUGGAGCAGGGGGUGCCCACCCUCCUCAUGGCAGCAGGCAGCUUCGACGACAUCCUGGCCAUCACUGGCUUCACCACCUGCCUGGGUGUGGCCUCUGCCACAGGGGCCGCCUGGUUUAACAUACUGCGAGGCGUAUUGGAGGUAUUCGGGGGUAUGGUGGCUGGAAUUUUGCUGGGCUUCUUCCUGCAGUACUUUCCCAGCAAAGACCAGAAACAUGUGGUGAUGAAGCGCUCCUUCUUUGUGCUGGGCCUCUCUGUGUUUGCUGUGUUUGGCAGUAAUGUGGCCGGCUUCCCUGGGUCCGGAGGCCUCUGUACACUGGUGCUGGCCUUCGUGGCAGGAGUGGGCUGGGGGGAUACAAAGGCUCCUGUUGAGGAGAUAGUGGGCAGGGCUUGGGACAUCUUCCAGCCUCUACUCUUUGGUCUCAUAGGUACUGAGAUCACCUUCUCCACUCUAGAUGGCCACCGUGUGGGUUUAGGUAUUGCAGCUCUUAUGAUUGCACUGGCUGUUCGUCUUCUCUUCACGUUUGUGAUGGUGAUGUGCGCAGGCUUCAAUUUCAAAGAGAAGAUAUUUAUAGCACUAGCCUGGAUGCCAAAAGCCACAGUGCAGGCAGCUAUUGGGUCCACGGCACUGGACAUGGCUCGCAAAAAGCAGGAUGCGGAGCUAGAGAGCUACGGGAUGGACGUGCUGACGGUGGCCGUCCUCUCAAUCCUCCUCACAGCACCCAUCGGAGCCCUCCUGAUCGGCCUCUGCGGACCAUUCCUCCUCCAGAAACCCAAGAACCCCUCUGCCUGGGGUCUGGGGGGCAGACAGUCGACAGACACCCCAGUCACCUAUGAGAGCGCCAUCUGAUGUGCUCUCCACUGCCAUGGAAUGGCUGGGGAAGGGGAGGUGUGUGGCAUUCGAAGAAGUGAUCUAUAACCCCAAAGGAAGUGCAGGUUUCGGCAAACCAGUCCUUUCGCCCAGGGGUUUGAUUGGAGCUUUUGCUGACAUGCUGCUGGUACGGGUGAAUCAUUGUGUAUUUAUAGUCCUGUAAACUCCAGCUUACAGGCUUCAUAAAAGGCUUAGACACUGACCCUCAUCUCAUGGAUCCACUAUACACCAUCCCUGCACCUGCCCAGUAACACAAGACUAAUCAGUCAAUAUUCCCAUACUAGGGGAGAUGGGGGGGGUCUGAUUUAUUUUUUAUUGUCAAAGGGGGUAACAAUUUUCAAAUAACAGCUUCAAAAUAAUUUUUGUGGUAAACUGAAUUGUAAUACGGCGAAUGGCGUCUGUGCCACUGCCACAGCAUGCCUGUUGCGCCUGGUAUUGCACUAUGUAACUUUAGGGUAGAGGGGCGUGAAACCUCUUGCAAUAACUACGUAAUGUUUUAUGGCACCACAUCUCUAUGAAAAGUUUGGGAACCACUGCACUAACCUUAUUUAUGCAAGUGGAUGCUUUGGAGAUACACUGAGAGUGCAAUAUCAACAGCAACCUAUUCACGGUGACAUGGUAUAUGACCUUGGUACCCAAUACCAAAAAUGUUUUUGUUAAAUUAUUAUUAUUGUCAGUUUAGGUUUUAGGGUUGAAUUGUAAGUGACUUCUAAUAAAGUUUAGGAUUAUAUUGCAAACUACUUCUGAUAUUGGUGAAAAUUGGUUGUCGAUUUUCUGUAGGAACAGAAGUGAAUAAAUUACAUUUUAAAGGCUGAUAAUUAUAUAUAUCAAAAUAUUAUGGAGAAUAGCCAUUUUUGUCAAAUUUAUGCUUUGUUUGCAACAUUUUCUUAUGUUGAAGGGAAAGCAGAACUGGGUCAUGACAGAGAUUAAUCGCGGCCUUUAUGUGUAACUGUUGUGGUUCAGGUGAGCCUUUUAUUCAAGAUGCUUAUCUUCCUUUACAUUUCUCCAUUGAGGUCAGGUUUUAAAAAAAUGAUUUAUUAUUGUUUGCUCUUUCAUUGUCUUGUUACUGAAUGUUUAUGGUUUUGUUUUACUGGUGUGGUGAUGAUAGCUUUAAUAUGUUUUGUAUCGUGAAGCUUGUACAACCUCUAUAGGGCUUUCUGUGUUUACAAAAAAACACUACAGAGCAAUAUUCUACAUUAGUGAUAUUGUGUGUUUUUUUUGAGGUAUCAUAAAAUAAACAGGUUGUAUGCGAA
This is a messenger RNA of Clupea harengus (Atlantic herring), 3606 nucleotides long. RefSeq names its product sodium/hydrogen exchanger 9B2. NCBI's taxonomy places the organism in Eukaryota, Metazoa, Chordata, Actinopteri, Clupeiformes, Clupeidae. The record is from RefSeq and is a predicted model, not a curated record. Gene Ontology annotation, biological process: proton transmembrane transport. Gene Ontology annotation, molecular function: antiporter activity. Gene Ontology annotation, cellular component: membrane.